Molecule: messenger RNA, 1458 nt
Organism: Trichoderma aggressivum f. europaeum
Lineage: Eukaryota; Fungi; Ascomycota; Sordariomycetes; Hypocreales; Hypocreaceae
Product: CAZyme family AA7
Exons: 1
Coding region: 1-1458 (485 amino acids)
Molecular function (GO): FAD binding
Source: RefSeq, a predicted model, not a curated record
AUGGCAGAUCCCCAACUCAACGGGACAGACCUCCUCGCCUGUCCCUUCACCAUCCCAGACCCCACAGCCUCCGCCCCAGAGCUCCUCUCGCGUUGGUCAGACUCCUUCAUCGAGGCUCCCCCAGCAAUAAUCAUCUCCCCAAACACCGAACAGGAUGUCGUCUCGGCUAUCGAAUUCGCUCGCCUCAACAAUCUCGCCGUCGUCCCCACUGGAGGCCGACACGGCUCAGCUCUCCCCAUCCAUUCGAAGGUGUUGUACCUGGAUCUCAAGAAUCUCCAAUCCAUCAUCAUAGACAAACAAAAAGAGCAAGUCCAUUUCGGAGGAGGCGUCCUUACUGGCGAUCUGCUAAGGCAGCUCUCUGAUCAAGGCUACUUCACCGCCGUCGUCAACUCAAACGCAGUCGGCGUCGUCGGAAGCCUGCUAGGGGGCGGCAACACAUCUGUAAACGGCCUCGUGAGCUGGAUGGCCGACAGCGUCGUGUCUCUUCGUGUCGUCACCGCUGCAGGAGAAAUCCUCCAAAUUGGGCCAUCUUCCACGGGAGAUGAACUCGCUCUGUUCAAUGUUCUCUGCGGCGCCGGCCACGGUCUCUGUGUUGUCGCCGCCGCCACCAUGCGAAUCUACCCCUUGAGCGGCUUAAAUCUCUCUCCCGCCAGCAAAGACGAUGCCACUCCCAGCAUCUGGAGCCGCACCUUGAUAUUCCCUCCAACUGCUAUCGACGCCGCCGCCGACGCGUUCCUCGCCUUUGUCCCGCCUCCAGACCCCAUGAACUUCGUCUUCGGCUUCACUCGAGGCCCCCCCGGAACUCCCAUUGCCGGAAAGCCCAUCAUUGUCCUCACAGGCACAUACUAUGGCCCUGCCAGCGAGGCAGAAGCUUCACCAGCCGGAGCAAGCCUCCUCAACCCAUCCUUGGUCGAAAAGGCCCUCAAGGCAGACACAGUCCAAAUCCCUUUCCCCAACAUCAACAACGGCUUCGAGCCGAUCAACGCUCACGGCGGCUUCAAAUCCAUGGCCUCUGCCCGCAUUGCUCGCCUCUCUGCUCAAAACUUCAAGGCCGCCUUUGCCAAAUAUCUCGCCGUGACAGAGAAAUAUCCCGACGCUGCUCGCACCGCCUUCAUGUUCCACAACUUCAACCCUUCCAAGCUCGUCCAGUAUGGCACUACCCCUGAAGGCAAGGGGAAAUUCAUCGAGGGCAGGGACAGAGGAUUUUGCUCCAUUGGGGUCCUGUGGUGCUCUGAGCCCGCCACAAGAGAUGCCCUGGUGGAAUUCUUUGAUGAGGCCACAGCUAUUCUGCAAAAGGACGAUGAACAGGAUGGCCUUCCUCCGAGAACGCUCUCGGGCGUAAUGAGGUUCCUCCCUGGCCGACGAGAUUUAGUCACCGAGGAGAGGCUGGCCGAGUUGGAUCGAGUACAUAAAAGGUGGAAUGGUGACGAAUUGUUUUGGAGUCCCUACAAGGUGUGA